GUCGGAGAAGACGGACGGGCCGGGCGCCAUUUUUGUUUCCUCCCUCAGUCGGCGGUUGGAAGGAGAAAGCGAGCGGGAAGGAAGGCCUGAGGAUGGGCACGCAGGGCGAGGACGGCGACGACGGCGGGCGCGACUGCUGGCCCUCGAGCUCCCCGCACUCGGAGGACGGCGCCGAGGAAACCCCCGCCAGGGAGAGCGGGCGCAGGGGACGGGGCAGGCCGCGCCGCCGGAACAAAAUCCAGAAUGGCGAACGUGAUUUUGAAGAGGAAGGCGAGGAGGCUGAGGAGAUGCAGGGGUCCUACCAUGAGCAGUGGGGCGAGCGAACAGUGGAGUGGACAGGAAGCAAGCGCGCAAAGAAGCGAACAAGCAGCGGGGAGAGCAGCGAGCAUCCCUCCUGGCACACCAACGGGGAAGGGGAUGGACAGCCCUCCAUCGAAGACCAGGAGGAGCUGGUCAGGACGGAGCCCAGGAGGAGUCGCGGGAGGCCUCGCAAGUAUCCGCUGAAACCAGCGGUGGAUCCAGCUCUGAAGAGACCAAGAGGGAGGCCUAAAGGAAGCAAGAACAGAACUCCCUCCAAGGCAGACAGGGAACUAAAUGGAGAGCCGUCUCCCAAAAGACCAAGAGGAAGACCUAAAGGAAGCAAAAACAAGCGCCCAUCUAAAUCCUUUAGAAAGGACGAAAUGGAGUGGAUGUCUCCCGGAAGAUCAAGAGGAAGACCUAAAGGAAGCAAAAACAAGCGCCCGUCUAAAUCGUUUCAAAAGGAAGAAAUGGAGUGGAUGUCUCCCAAAAGACCAAGAGGAAGACCUAAAGGAAGCAAAAACAAGAAUCCGAAUCCAGCUAAAGUAGUUGAAAAGGUACCGGUGGGAUGGCUGGCUCCCAAAAAGCCAAGGGGAAGACCCAAAGGAAGCAAAAACAAGCGCGUGUCCAUGGGGUGGCCCAAAAAGCCCAAAGGGAAGCCCAAAGAGAACAAAUCCAGUCCCUCCAAAGGGGAUGAAAAGGAGGCGACGGAGUGGCUGUCUCCCGGAAGAUCAAGAGGAAGACCUAAAGGAAGCAAAAACAAGCAUUCGUCUAGAGUAGCUAAAAAGUGAUCCCUGCGUCCGGGAGGGAGUAGCAGUCACAGAUAAGACACAGCGGCUGGGGCCGGCUUCAAUAAGACUCCCUGCGAAUAUUGGCCCCAGCUUCCAAGCUGGAUAAACUCCCCGGAAUUACGCCCUCCUUCCAUUGGCCCAAUCAAUCAACCCAAACGAAGAGCCAACAUUGGGGACCUCCUCCACUUAAGGCAAGUCUUUUUUUACUUCUCGGUUAUCCCUGUCUGAACCCAACUUAGGCGGAUGUAAGCGCUAGCUUUUCUCUCAGGCUAACACUCCUUUCUUUCGAUGUCAGAAGUGGGACUCAGUUAUUUUAUUUGGCCGUCGGAGAGGCGGCAGAUCUUGAUUAGCCAUUGGAUGAUAUUUCUGGACAACCCCAAAACGUAUAUCUGCAUUGUAAAUCAGCACCCCACAUUUUGAGAAAUUUAUUCCCUCGUCGCAACCGGCUCAUCUCAUUGCGACAUUUGCUGGUCCCUCUUUGCUUUUGCUGCCUCUGGAAAAGCACAAGAUGUCAGUACUUCAGAAAGAAAAAUAAUAUUUGACCAUUGUUACUGCAAUUCAAGAAAGCUCACUCAAACGUAAUCUCAAAUUAAGCAAGACUUUUUAAAGAUAUAUAGAAACAGAACCUAGGAAUCACAGUCAAGAAGAUUGAUCGAGGAGAACAGCUGACUCCCAAGGGAAGAAAUAAGAACAACAACCAUAAUGACAUCCAAGAAAUUUGGAGCAGAAUAAACAAACAACCCCCCGCAGACACCUUGAAACAUGAGGGGUUUGACAGACUUUAAAGUUAAAUAGAGGAUUUCCUGUUUCAAUGACAGUCUGGUUAGAAGUAUGUUGAGAAUGGACUGGGAUUGAACAAACAAGUUUGGCAAAAUUGAAAAUAAUGAUUUGUUUGGUUUUGGGGGGGGGGGGAGGGAUGGAUUGGUGAAAUCAAAAUAUUGAUAAUGAAGGGGGAAAGACGACAAGAUAUUUUAAUAAAUUGUUGAAAUACACUUAUAGGCCGUAUAAGAUACGAUCACUUAAAAGGGAAUGUUAUUUUGGGGGGGGGUGGGGGUGGAUAUUGAGGUGAUGGAUUAAAGAUCAAUUUACAUGAAUUUGAACCUUAGUUGAAAUGCUUAAAUUGUUGAUAUGAAUAUUACGUGUGGUUAUGUGUUAAUUUUAAAUACAUGGGUUUAUAUUUAGCAGAAGCUGAAAUGCAAUCAAGUAGAAUAAGUAGUCUAUGUAAUAGUUUGAUAGUUGCCUUUGCUUGAGGAAAUUCAAUUGUGUUUUUCACAGUUUUUUUAAUUUUUAAUUAUUUUUUUAAAUCGAUAGAGCUUAGUUAUUUGUCCAGUCGGGAGGGAAACUGGGGGGGGGGGGGCAAUGGGGUGGGAAUAAUACGGGGCUAUUUUUGUAUCGGAUUCUUUUGUUUUGCUUCUUAUUUUAAGGCCUGUGUUUGUUUGUUCUUUUUAUUUCAAAUUUGUUGUGAAAAGAAUCUAAUAAAAAUUAAUGGAAAAAGGA
Molecule: messenger RNA, 2585 nt
Organism: Anolis carolinensis (green anole)
Lineage: Eukaryota; Metazoa; Chordata; Lepidosauria; Squamata; Anolidae
Product: basic salivary proline-rich protein 1
Exons: 10
Coding region: 93-1088 (331 amino acids)
Biological process (GO): regulation of DNA-templated transcription
Cellular component (GO): nucleus; chromatin
Molecular function (GO): DNA binding; transcription coregulator activity
Source: RefSeq, a predicted model, not a curated record